Echinops telfairi (small Madagascar hedgehog) is the source of this 808-nucleotide messenger RNA. RefSeq names its product chloride intracellular channel 6 (gene CLIC6). The coding region runs from base 159 to 791 and encodes 210 amino acids. Gene Ontology annotation, molecular function: D4 dopamine receptor binding; D3 dopamine receptor binding; D2 dopamine receptor binding. The transcript has 6 exons. The record is from RefSeq and is a predicted model, not a curated record. Gene Ontology annotation, cellular component: plasma membrane. NCBI's taxonomy places the organism in Eukaryota, Metazoa, Chordata, Mammalia, Afrosoricida, Tenrecidae.
GCGAAGAGGCUGCGCCAGUGAACGGCCGCGGGGAGGAUGGCCAGGUGCCCCAGGAAAAGGGCCCUUCGCAGGGGCAGGAGCACGACAUCACCCUCUUCAUCAAGGCUGGUUCCGACGGCGAGAGCAUUGGGAACUGCCCGUUUUCUCAGCGCCUCUUUAUGAUUCUCUGGCUCAAGGGAGUUAUAUUUAAUGUCACCACGGUGGACUUGAAAAGGAAGCCGGCGGACCUGCAGAACCUGGCCCCUGGGACCAACCCCCCUUUUAUGACUUUUGACGGCGAGGUCAAGACAGAUGUGAAUAAGAUCGAGGAGUUCUUGGAGGAGAAGUUAGCGCCCCCAAGGUAUCCUAAACUGAGCACCCAGCACCCAGAGUCUAACUCGGCAGGAAAUGACGUGUUUGCCAAAUUCUCUGCAUUUAUCAAAAACACCAAGAAGGACGCCAGCGACAUUUAUGAAAAAAACCUGCUCCGGGCCCUGAAGCGGCUGGACACCUACCUGAGCAGCCCUCUGCCUGAUGAGAUCGACACCGACAGCCCCGAGGACAUGCCCGUCUCGGGGCGGACGUUCCUGGACGGGGAUGAGCUCACCUUGGCCGACUGCAAUCUCUUACCCAAGCUCCACAUUAUUAAGAUCGUGGCCAAGAGAUACAGAGAUUUUGAAUUUCCGCCCGAAAUGACUGGCCUCUGGAGAUACUUGAACAAUGCCUACGCUAGGGAUGAGUUCACAAACACCUGUCCGGCCGACCAGGAGAUUGUGCACGCAUACUCAGAUGUUGCAAAGCGCAUGAAAUGAAGCUGGGCUCUUCUCUG